Molecule: messenger RNA, 1107 nt
Organism: Adineta ricciae
Lineage: Eukaryota; Metazoa; Rotifera; Eurotatoria; Adinetida; Adinetidae
Source: the annotation of a GenBank genome assembly
AUGUCAUCAUCAUCAUUACCAAACGAAGCAAUUGCAGCUCUCGAUCCUUUACUUCAACCCUUCGAAGAUCUUCACAAUAAUCCAAAAUAUUUCGAACGACGAUCAUCCAUUUUCUACCAUUCGACGAGUAUUAACAAUGAUACAGCAAAACAAGCAACUCUUCUAGCAAAAUUUCUCAGUUACUUCGAGAGAUUUUCCGACGUCGUCUUAUUAGAUGUUUUUCUCGUCCGAUUCUUCAUUCAAGGAUUAAUUUCAUUUGGGUAUAUUCUAUACAAGGGUUAUCAUCCUUUCUCAUCGAAUUAUCAUAGCUUUUUAAUAUUAAUUCGAUCAAUCAUUGCUGCAACGGGUAGUAUCUGUUUCUAUCUUGGCCUCAAUCUUCUUCCUCUACCUGAUCUAAUCACGAUACGAUACACUCAAGUCGUUUGGACAGCUAUUUUGUCUUCAAUCAUCUUUCGCGAACGUGUUACUCUGCCAACGGUAAUCGCAAGUAUCUCAACACUUGCAGGGGUGGUUUGCGUUGCACAACCAUCCUUUCUUUUCCUAAAAUCCAAUGUAACUAACGAAACACUAUUAAUAAUGAUGCAGGAGAAUGCAAAACCACGUUUCACAGGUAUGUUUGUGGCAUUACUCUGUGCGAUAUCGAUAUCUCUGGGGAUUAUAUUGGCAAAGAAAUUAUUUGAAUUUAAAAUUCGUCAAAGUAUAAUCAUGUUUCAUUUUAUCCUAACAACAUUUUGUCUCCUGUUAUUUAUUCAAACAUAUUAUUGGACAUUGUCAAAAACUAAUCAACGAAAAUUUCAUAUCCGAACAAAUUAUUUAACUAACGAUUUUCUUGUUGCGACUUUUCUGGCGACAUUGCAACUGAUUCCUAUGGUUCUAACACAAAAAGCAAUCAAACGUGAACAUCCAUCGAUUGUUACAGUCAUUCAAGCGUCGGAUAUUCUCUUCGCUUUGGUUCUGAAAAACGUUUUCUCAAAAAACAAAUCCAAUGGCUUAACUUUAAUUGGUUCAACGUUAGUCUUUCUAAGUAUUUUUAUCAUCGGUGGACAUAAAUUUUGGUUAGACCGACAAAAGCGUAUUCGUCUACGGGAAAAUAAUGAAUUUAAGUAA